AAACAUAAUUUGCAAACAAUAUCAUUUUGAAUUUCAUUGCUAAUUAGUUGAACGCAGGUGUAUAUACAUAUAAGUAGCUAUUCUCAUAUUGAAUUACUAAUAUAAAAUAUACGCAAUAGCAGCAUGCAAUAAAACUAAUGAUACUCUAGAAGCAAAUAUAGAAACAAAAGAAGCCGAAAAUACAUUUAUUCAACCAGUGAUUGUAAUUGCGAGUAUUCAAUCAGGUUGCAAAUGAUAAGUUAAAACGAGUAUAAUAAAAAUUGUAUUUAAUUUUUCACGUAGGCAUUAAAUGCGAUUUAGGAAAAUAACAGUUUUCUGCAUGCAUAUUCGACAUAAUUAUCUAUUGUAUUUUACUAGUCGAUAAGUGUUACUGUCUUUUACAAUAUUUACAUUGUACUAAGUGAUAUUGUAUAUUUUUUUCUGAAUUCAAAUAAACGCGAUAUUAUGAAUAAUACGAUAACAACAAAUUAUUUAUCGUUUUCAGCAAAGUGUGUUAGCUUUUUUAAGAAUACGUUGUAUGUAAUCAGCAGAUCGGGCAUUCAAUGAACCUCCACCGUCAAACACUCCACGCUACUAGAGACAUUGAGGCUUCCUCUCUCCACAGAGGGAGUAGCUAUUGUCUUUAAUGCUGACGACUGCUCGCUAAUGGCGCCCGGAAAUAGCAUUGCUGACUGUGCUCGAAAGAAAACAGUUACCUCUUCGAACUUUCUCGCUUCUUUCCUGCAAGGAGCCUAACCCUCCCCCUAAGAAAUCCUCGGCAACCUUUUCCACCACCUCGAUGGAGGAGAUUAGACUACAGCUGGGAAUUCACGUCGAUGGAGAACCAAUUCCAACAAUUUCAAAAAGAACCGAAAAUUCCUGAAGUUGCAUUCGAUUAUCUGCUCUCUUCCUCGGUGUAUAUCAUCGCAUUUGCCAAUAGAGUACAAACCGGCAACAAGGUCCUGAAGUCGCUAGCCGUCAGGACCUGUGGCAAAGACAAAGAAACGUUGUUGGCAUCAUACAAGGCCAUUGGUCGGCCGGCUCUGAACUAUGCAGCGCCCCUGUGGUCGCUGGGGACUAGCAGGACGAAGCUACAGACAUGCCUUCUGAUGUCGCCGCAACGUCAUCUGCACGACGAGGUUCAAAUGCUCCCCGGAGGAGCCCUCGCCAUGGCACGCCAGAAGGCAUCCAUACCGACCUACACUGACUCGAUCUGUGAAUGGCGUUUUGGGAACACAACCACCAGACGUGCACGAGACAGAGCUUCGUCUGCCUCGGACAACAUUAGCGCAACUUCGCUCUGUCUACUGCAGCAGGUUAAACUCGUACGUGAGCAGAUUAGAUGCAGAUGUGCGCGGGUGUCCGGCAUGCGGAGAGACACCCCACGACUCGAGACAUCUCUUCGCACACCCACUAAACCCCACUCAACUAAUGUCGCUGCCCCUUUGGACUGACCCUAUAGAAGCUACACACGCUUCCUGAGUCUCCUGUUAGUUCAUCAUGAGGACAAUGAUUGCGGGACUAGCCGAUCAGGGCGGGGUUGAUGUAGCCCCUACAACAACAACAACCAACUCAUAGAGAGUCGGUCACCAACUGCUACGAAAUUUGACCUAUGAAUGCCGCGAUCGGAGCUCAAUGUAACCGUUGCAGACACAGAGCUUCGACUGCCACGAGAGACCAGCGUUACUCUGGUUCAAUCACGGUCUGGAUAUUGCAGCCACUUAAACAGCUACUUAUCCAGACUAGGGCCCCAAUGAGUAACCGCCAACUAACGACCGUCUCCCUGUCCUCACCAUCAUUAUCUGUUUUACCUUAGUCUCAAUUUUAAGCUUCGUAUUUAUCUUUUGCUUUAUUCAUGUCCUCAUCUG
This is a messenger RNA of Rhagoletis pomonella (apple maggot), 1847 nucleotides long. RefSeq lists its product as uncharacterized. The transcript is spliced from 2 exons. Bases 816 to 1433 code for a protein of 205 amino acids. NCBI's taxonomy places the organism in Eukaryota, Metazoa, Arthropoda, Insecta, Diptera, Tephritidae. The record is from RefSeq and is a predicted model, not a curated record.